AUGACAUCCCCGAAUAACACCAGAUAUACCCCGCCACAACUCCGCCCAAUAGCCCACCCUCCAAUCUACCUAACCCUUCUCAACCCAAACCUCUCCUCCACCCCCUCCACUAGCCUCCUUGCCUCCCCCAACACCUCCGUACCACCCCCUUCCCCCGCCAACUUCCUCCUCACAUCAAAACACCUCAACAGCAUCCUCGCGCGCCUCAUAUCCGGAUCCUCAUCUUCCCCAUCCUCCGCCGCGAACGCGCCUAAGCUGCCACUCCGCGUGCCCGACGGGCCAGCUGGUGCCUUCCUCGAAGCCGCAGGCGAAGCUGGUGUCCCGGCAGACGAUUUCCUCGCAGACUCAGGCAACCUCAGCGCUGUAGGAGUAGUCGAGCCCGACACAAAACGUCGCGACGCAGCGGCUUUUGCGCGCGCGAUGGCGGGCGCGUCGGGGAUGGAGAGGGUGCGCGAGGCGCAGCCAUCGGUGAUGGGGGGGGUGGGCGCGAGGCAGGAUAUCAUGUGGAUGGCUGCUGUUGGGUCCUGGGGGUGUUAGUGGAGUGUUUUGGGGGGGUGGAGAGGGAACGGACAGCUACGAAGAGGUCGCUGAGAUCGGCGAGGACCUGGGCUGUUUGGAGGGGUUCUGGUGGGCUGGAGGUUGACAUUGUGGGUGGG
Molecule: messenger RNA, 656 nt
Organism: Pseudogymnoascus destructans
Lineage: Eukaryota; Fungi; Ascomycota; Leotiomycetes; Thelebolales; Thelebolaceae
Exons: 1
Coding region: 1-537 (178 amino acids)
Source: RefSeq, a predicted model, not a curated record